CGUUGCACGCGUGUACGUUGAAACCUGUGGGUGACUGCUUCCUGCUCGCUAUAGGAAAGCACACACCCAGCUCACACCGCAAGUAGCAGACUUCUUGAGAACAAGCUUGAUUAUUCUAGGCAGUGUACGCCAUCAGUGCUCUGCUAACUAUCACAGAUUCAGGCAUUUCUACAAUCAACUGCCACCAAAAACAGGAUGUCUCUGGAUAUCUGAAACCAGUUUGCUGUUGCCGAGCUGCCUCAUGGUCCUUCCUCAUAAUGCAGACUUCUCACUGAGCCAUGGGGUCGUUCAACAUCUGCGUGCUUCGGCUCGGGGUUUGGAGCAUCUUCCUCUUGCUCGCGGUGGAGUGUCGCUACGCCGUCGGCAGCCCCGACAACCAAACCUCUCCGACAGACGGAGGGGCGAACGAGACCGCCGUAGCAACCGUCCACCCGACGUUCUCCACCUCCGUUGCCCCAUCGGGUCAUACCGAAGCCCUUCCUGCUGAACCGCAGGGGCUACACGCCACCGUCAACUCCACUGUGCCUCCUUCGACAAACCAGACCCUGUUUCCUGCCUCAUCAAAGGACAUCCUCACCCCGCCGCCCCCUACAGCACCAGGAGAGCGCCCCCACACGGGGGCCUCCUCUAACAACGCUACGAGAAACACCCCCGCACCAGGAGAGCGCUCCAACACGGGGGCCUCCUCUGCCAACGGUACGAGACCAACCGUCACACCCGCUACCACACCGGCAGUACGCCCAAUCACAGGGUCUUCCCCUACCAACGGUACGAUCGCCACCGUCACACCCCCUACUAAUGGUACCAGAGCAAGCGUCCCACCAGGAGAGCACUCCACUCCCCCGGCCUCCUCUACCAACGGUACGAGGAGAAACGCCACACGGUCCGUCAUCCCCGGCGGAACCACAACCACGACGCGAACGGCGAGUUCAGUGCCGGUAACCAGGCAACCCUGUCCUACUCCCUCCUCAACAAACGGGACGGCCCCCCCUCAGCCCGGGGUCUCGACGUGCGCCAGCAGCCCGAGCGGCGUGGUCAGCCAGUGCCUCGUCGCCAUCGGCCUGCUGGCCGCCGUGCUGACCGUCUUCUUCGUGUGCACAAUGGUGCUCUGCACCAAGCUGUCGUCCCGGAAGUACAGCUUGGGCGGCCAGCGCGGGACGGAGAUGGUGUGCCUCUCCACCAUGAUGACCAGCCACAACGGCACCGGCAGCCGCCGCGCACACCUGGAGGGCCGCCGAACGCUGCUGACCGGCCCGGAGGACAGCGACGACGACGGCGGAGACAACCUGACUCUCAAUAGCUUUCUGCCGGAAGGCGACCGCAUGGUUUAGGUUAGGGAGGCGGAUUGAGGUUUUGUCCUGCGGGUGCUACGGUCAACGGAUCGACUCCCUCGCCCAUUAUAUUGAUAUUUUUCUAAUGUUUACUGCAUUCCAUCCCCUUUUAAACCUGACAGAGGGUGAUCUUUCUCGACAUAGAAUCAAUACUUUAUACAUAGGAAAGAUCUUGGAUGGAGGGCAUUUCAUUCUUAAACUCUUAUAAUUGGUACAAUUAUUGAAUGUAAGGGAUGGCUGUCAUUGAAAAGUACUUAUUAUUUGUAUCAACUGUUCCUGAAUCAUGUCAACUGUUACCUUUAGUGAGACCAAACCUAAGAUAAGCCAUCUCCGUUUCAGACUGUUGAAGUGUGAAAGUAGUAGUGUGUUAAUGACUGCUGAACGCCCCAUGCUUCAUAGUUGAUGUUUUGUGGUUAAUUGUUCUUGCACAUGCGUUCUCCGUAGAGGAAGAGGCAGGGAAACCACAAGCACGGAACUAACCAUGCACAGCAUUGACAUCUUCAGGCUCUAUUUACCAAAAACAUUAACUAGACAAUGCCGUGCAUUUGUGUAUUAUCCUGUAUUGUAUUGUAUUAAGUUUAUCGAGUCUAAUAAGAUAUUCUGUUCUAUUAUAUACAAUACAUGUUCAACGUCAAUUUGACAUGUAUCACAAAGUUUGCUUUCCUUUGAAUCAAGUUGCUAAGAGCAACAAUUUGUAGCUGUAGAGGUCAUAAUUAUGAGCUCAAUAUCCUGCCAGGCUUCCUCAAUGUCUGAAUUCAUUUUGACCCCGAACUAAACUGAACAGCACUUCCUUUCUUGUAGAAAUAAACCCACGCAUGCUGCUUAUAUUACAGCCUUGCAAAAAAACUUGUGUUGUGAAUAUUGUCAGUUACACAGACUGUCAAACAUACACUAUAUAUCUAUAUAUAUCCUAAAUUGUAUUUUGUAUUUGUUUCUUGUA
Messenger RNA from Gadus macrocephalus (Pacific cod), 2271 nucleotides. It is a transcript of the gene selplg, whose product is annotated as selectin P ligand. Gene Ontology annotation, biological process: hemopoiesis; leukocyte tethering or rolling. Bases 279 to 1331 code for a protein of 350 amino acids. NCBI's taxonomy places the organism in Eukaryota, Metazoa, Chordata, Actinopteri, Gadiformes, Gadidae. The transcript is spliced from 3 exons. The record is from RefSeq and is a predicted model, not a curated record. Gene Ontology annotation, cellular component: plasma membrane.